Messenger RNA from Syngnathoides biaculeatus (alligator pipefish), 3780 nucleotides. It is a transcript of the gene cyp1a, whose product is annotated as cytochrome P450 1A1. Lineage: Eukaryota; Metazoa; Chordata; Actinopteri; Syngnathiformes; Syngnathidae. Gene Ontology annotation, biological process: progesterone metabolic process; hormone biosynthetic process. Bases 426 to 1991 code for a protein of 521 amino acids. Gene Ontology annotation, molecular function: heme binding; iron ion binding; oxidoreductase activity, acting on paired donors, with incorporation or reduction of molecular oxygen, reduced flavin or flavoprotein as one donor, and incorporation of one atom of oxygen. The transcript has 7 exons. The record is from RefSeq and is a predicted model, not a curated record.
CAUUAUGACUUUAUCAACAACAUAAUAAUGGAAGGUAAUAAAGCAACGAAUGGCCGUCACUUUGUUGCACGCUGCUUUGCACAUGCAUCAAAGACAUUCAAAUCAUGCAAUAUCACAUAAAGAAACAUGCGGGCGCGCACACACACGCACACACCCCCACACACACACACACUCACACUCACACACACACACGCCUUUUCAUUGCACUAGACUUCAUUCAUGACAGAAGGAGGGAUGAUUACAUCACGGGCUGCAGCCAAUGGAGUGGAGGAGGACGCUAUAAAGCAAGAGCCCAUUCUCUCUUUUGGGGACAUGAGGAGUAAACUUGGGGCUGAGCUGUAUUUUGACAUCUUGGGACUCCUCUUGGAUUUCAUCGCUCAUCUGUUUGCUCAAAGGAGCAGCCAGAAAAUUAUAAGGACAUCGCCAUGGCGCUAAUGAUUCUACCGUUGGUCGGGGCCGUGUCUGUGUCGGAGAGCCUGGUGGCUCUGACCACACUGUGUCUGGUCUACCUGUUGCUCAAGUUCUUCCGUGGUGACAUCCCCGAGGGGCUCCGGCGGCUCCCGGGUCCUAAGGCCUUGCCCAUCAUCGGCAAUGUGCUACAAGUGGGCAACAGACCUUACCUGAGCCUUACGGCAAUGAGCAAGCGCUACGGCCCCGUUUUCAAGAUCCAGAUCGGCAUGCGCCCCGUGGUGGUGCUGAGCGGCAAUGAAACGGUGCGACAGGCACUCAUCAAAAAAGGCGAAGACUUCUCGGGGAGGCCCGACCUGUACACCUUCCGCUUUAUCAAUGACGGUGAGAGUCUGGCCUUCAGCACGGACCAGGCAGGUGUGUGGCGGGCCCGUCGUAAGCUGGCCUACAGCGCCCUGCGCUCCUUUGCCACCCUGGAUGGCACUUCGUCACAGUACUCAUGCAUGCUGGAGGAGCACAUCUGCAAGGAGGGCGAGUACCUCGUAAAGCGGCUAAAUAACGUCAUGAAGGCCGACGGCAGCUUCGAUCCCUAUCGUCACAUCGUCGUCUCCGUAGCCAACGUCAUCUGCGGGAUGUGCUUUGGCCGGCGCUACGACCAUGACGACCAGGAGCUCCUGAGCUUGGUGAACCUCAGCGACGAGUUCAGCCAGGUGGUAGGCAGUGGCAACCCCGCCGACUUUAUUCCGGCUCUUCAGUUCCUGCCAAGUGCCACCAUGAGGAAGUUUGUGAGCCUCAAUACCCGCUUCAACGACUUUGUGCGGAAGAUUGUGACCGACCACUACGCCACUUUCAACAAGGACAACAUUCGUGACAUCACUGACUCCCUCAUCGACCACUGCGAGGACAGGAAGCUGGACGAGAAUUCCAAUGUCCAGUUGUCGGACGGCAAGGUCGUAGGGAUUGUCAACGACCUCUUUGGAGCUGGCUUUGAUACCAUCUCAACUGCCUUGUCCUGGUCAGUCAUGUACUUGGUGGCUUAUCCGGAGAUUCAGGAGAGGCUUUUUCAGGAGCUGAAGAAUAAAGUGGGACUCCACCGCACUCCUAUUUUAUCCGACAAAGCCAACCUGCCCUUCCUGGAGGCCUUCAUACUGGAAAUCCUUCGUCACUCGUCGUUCCUCCCCUUCACCAUCCCCCACUGCACCACAAAAGACACAUCUCUGAACGGCUUUUUUAUUCCUAAAAACACCUGCGUUUUCAUCAAUCAGUGGCAAAUCAAUCACGACCCUGAAAUCUGGAAGGAUCCUUUAUCCUUCAACCCAGAACGCUUCCUGAGCGCUGACGGUACUGAGCUCAACAAGCAGGAAGGCGAAAAGGUGAUGAUUUUUGGCCUUGGAAAGCGUCGCUGCAUUGGAGAGGUCAUUGCGCGGCACGAGGUCUUCCUCUUCCUGGCCAUCAUUGUGCAAAGGCUGCGUUUCCACGGCACGCCCGGUGAGCCCGUGGACAUGACGCCUGAGUACGGCCUCACUAUGAAGCACAAGCGCUGCCAGCUGAGAGCCACCAUGCGCCCGUUAGACGUGCAGUGAAGACCGAGCGGUAAAUAUCAAUGAACUGUAGGCAGUGCUGGGAUUAACGCAACCACUAUAACUAUCAUAGUGACGUACAAUGUGAUUUGAAUUCAUAUCACUGAAUUUCAAUUCAUCGACAUGUCCAUCUUAAUCAUCUGCAACAAUUAUAGUUGGCAGAUAUUAAGGUAAUAGGAACUGAGCCGUGUCGCAAAUUGUGGAAAACAAAUGCCUUUAUUGGAUGACUCCACCGCAUUUUGUUUUUGAGAAUUUGUUGUAUUAAUAGUUUAACUCAUAAAUAUUUUAUUAUGCUCAUUGGUCGAGGGGAAAUUUCCCCUAAAGCCCAAUGUAUACUUUUUGUUGUACAUGCAGUCAUUUUAGGAAAUUUAGUGAAACGUGCACAAAGAGUGCUGGUUCACAUGAGGUCGACUGGUAGGGAUGAUGCCUUGCUGAAGGACACCUCAACAGCAGCCAGCAAGCAAACUAGCAUUUCUCCAACAAUCAAUUGACAUUUUGAAAUUUUUGUCCGUCGUCAGACUCGAACUAAUAUCCUCGAACUCCAAUAUAACACAUUUCAAGCUCAUUUAAGAAAAAACUAGCAUUUUUUUUUGAAAACAUUCUUCAGACAUGUGAAUGAACAUGUGACAUAGACUCUCAGUAACUUCCACUAACAACCCUGGCUAAAGGUAGCUCAUCCCUGAUAUCCAAAGCUCGUCUCUCAGUCAAAAUGUAUCAAUUCAAAAGUGUUUUCCCACUUUUUGUGGGGCAUAGAACUAAGUACUGCCGCAAAUAGUGAAACUGCGAAGUAAAAAAGGUUUUUAUGAAUUGGCUUUAGAUGUCACAAGAAGAGGAACACUGUACUUGUUCAACACCAAUUACUGCACUGCUUUCCUAUUUAGAAUGGCCUUGAUAUCUUGGGGCAUUUCAGAACGAGCACAAAAUGCGCCUGGGUCAGUUUUUCAGUGAAAAAUUGAGGAUAGGUUCCACAGCAAAAAAAAAAACCCAAAACACUCAAAUAGGUGAAUUUGGAUGAAAUUGUGAAACGCAAAUAUGCAGGAUUUUGCUGUACUCCCCCUUGCUGUAAUUUAGGUUUGUGUUUAAGUCCUGCCUCACAGUUUGGUCCAGCUCUCCUGCCACUGGCCAGUUUAUGAUUGACUCGUCCACUAUUAUAGCAGCAAUGGGAAUUGAUCCUGACACCACUCUGCUUUCCAAUUCCGGAACAGUCAUACUGUAAUAUAACAAAUGACAUAGAUACUGUACGUAUGUCAUUAAUGUGCAACAAAAGGGCAAUAUUGUCAGAAUGUUACCUACACGACGUCAAAUUGAAGCCACUCAGCAAAAAAUGUUGUGAAGAAAUGUUUUUGCCAAUGUCCUUGUUAGGGUUUUUGGUCACGCUGCUAUCUUUUGACUCUGAAUGAAAUGCAAAUGACAUUAUGCUGUUCAUAUUUUAAUAACCCAUUAUAAUGUGGAUGUUAGGACACUGAAGCUAUAUUUGUAUCCUAAAAUGUGAUUUUUGUGUUUCUAUCAAUUGUUUUGUAAAGUGAUUUUAUGUGCCUAAAAAUUGCAUCUAUUUCAGGGGAAAUCACUUUGCUGUAUACAGUAUAUGUUCAUAUGCGUGUGUGCAUUUGUGGUUAUUUGAUUUGCCAGAAUACCAAAAGUUUUAUUUUGUAAUACAACAGUAAGCUAGACAAUUUGUCAUUUCUAUCAUUAUUAUGAUAAGUGGAGACAUGAUGGUUGACACGCAAUAAAAACAUGUUCAAAGCAUUGUGUGCUUUAUUAAAAACAAUGGUUAUUAAAAAAACUGAAAACA